Daphnia magna is the source of this 1120-nucleotide messenger RNA. Its product is annotated as glycine-rich cell wall structural protein-like. The coding region runs from base 307 to 864 and encodes 185 amino acids. The record is from RefSeq and is a predicted model, not a curated record. The transcript has 3 exons. NCBI's taxonomy places the organism in Eukaryota, Metazoa, Arthropoda, Branchiopoda, Diplostraca, Daphniidae.
AAACCGUGCAUUUGCAAAUACCAAUCUCUAACGCAACGCAAUCUUCAUCAAAAUGUGCUCAUUCUCCAAUGUUAUGUGAACAACGUUGCUGGUAGCUGCUUUGGUUUUCUCGGCAUCCAACGCCCAUAAAAAAGUUUUUGAAAACUCAACAAAAUUCUAUUACUUUUAGUAAUAUUUCGAAGAUUAGAUCCAAUAUCUAUUUAUUGAUUUUGAUGUGUAGGAAGAGGAGGCGGCGGGAGUGGAGGUGGUUACGGUGGCUAUGGUGGCCAACAAAGUCUAGGACAUGGCGGUGGUCAUACAUUACCGAUGAGUUCGGGACACGCUGGCCAUUCGACGCAUGGAGGAUACGUAGGCAACGUCUCUCCGAUGAUAGGAGGACACCACAGCAGCCACACAACACCCGUGAGCGGGGGGUACGGAGGUCAAAUUGCGCCAAUCAGCGGAGGAUACGGUGGUCACACAUCACCCGUGGGUGGAGGGCAUUUCAGUAGUCAUGCUGCCCCCGUUAGUGGUGCGUAUGAUGGACAUGGUGCACCAGUUGGUGGAGGAUACGGAGGGCAUCCUUCUCCUGCAAGCGGAGGGUACGGCAGUAGUCAAGCGGUCCGUCGGCCUAAGAGUGGAGGCUACAGCAACAAUCACACGUCCCCUGUGAGCGGAGGAUAUGGUAGUCAUGUUGCGUCAAUGAACGGAGGAUACGGUGGUCAUGCUUUGCCAACCAGCGGAGGAUAUGGAGGUCAUGCAGCAUCGGCAGCCAAAGGUUACGGUGGCCACGGAUCGCAUAGGGGUGGAGGACAUGGAGGUCAUUCUGCGCCGAUGAGGGGAGCUUAUGGAAGUCAUUCUGCUGGAAAAGGCUACGGUCGUUAAGAAAGAUUAGUUCAACAUUGGCAGUGACAUGGUUUGCUAAACAUUCGUACUAGUUUCUUUCGAAAUGUUUACCAAAAAUACGAUGAAAGGAAAGUUAGCAAAAAUGUUAUAUUCCAUGCAGCUAGGACACAUAUUCAAUGGCAUCUUCAUAUCUGUAUUCUUCCCACUCCAAUCGAAUUAGCCAUAUGGCAAUAGACACAACCUGCAAAGAAAUGUUUACCCCUUGUUCCAGUGAAAAGAUUCCGGAAAAUAAACG